CUCAGAUGGGAACCUGAUUUCGUUGUUGAUUCCCCUCAGAACACAAUUUACCGCAACACCUUGUGUUGUCGUGACGUCUCCAAUCAGGAAGAGGAACUGGAUUCUGUCGUCAAAGACAACUUCAUAGUUGUGUGUUUCUUCUCUUGUCUUUAAAUAUCACGAACGCAAGCUACUAUGAUGCGUUUAAGACUGCUACCUCUGGUUUUGACUUUGUGGGCUGUUUCUUUCGCCGAUGACACGAGCAGCAAGACCACCGCCACUAAGCCCACCGUACACAAGAACACUUCCAAUACCAGUAACGUUACAGAAGAGUCUCAGAACUCCACCAACUCAAACAUGGGCAUCGGUCUGGACGGCGCGAUGAUAAACAGGGCUCUGUAUGUUCUGAUCGGGAUCACAGCCAUCGGAGUUCUCUAUUUCAUAGUGAGAGCUGUCCGUCUGAAGAAAACCGGUGUUCAGAGAAAGAAAUACGGGCUCCUGUCAAACUAUGAUGACACAAUGGAAAUGGCCCACCUAGAAAGCGACGAGGAUGACACCACUGUUUACGAAGCCAAAUCUUUGAGAAGAUGAAUGUCUGGGGGUGUUUGAUACUGCCAGAAAUAUAAUACGUUGAAGACAAUCCCAUUAUUUCCACCAAAAUGGUUGUUGAAUGAUGUUGUUGUCAUGAGAGGAUCUAGUCACUAUGCUUGGAUGCCUUUUUCCAAGAUUAAGUGGAAUGUGUAGGUUUAAACUAGAUAUAUUUUGGACUGAUAUGGCCAAAUAGAUCUUCUUGGACAUUUCUGGGAAGGUCAUAAAGUUUGUUGUGGCAGAAGGUCAAAACUGUGUUUUGUGCCAAAGUUACUUAUGCAUAAUUUUUAGGGGUUUGAAACUCUUGUCUGAGUUAACGUGUGUUAAUAAUUAAUAUUGUAAAAGAUUACCCCUCAUUUCCAAUCCACCAACACUGAAAGGCCUGAAAGUUGUUUGCUAAUUUAUGGGACUAGUAUAUUGUUUGGGCUAUCUGAAGUUGUCAUUUUUUAGGUGUAUUGUCAAAUUAUGAUAUAUAUAUAUUAUGCCUUUUGAUGUUUUCUUUCAAAUAUCCUUGUUUUUGUUCUUUUCUUUGUGUCUUUUUUUCAUUGCUAUACUGGGACUGUACUGGGUAUUGAUUUCAGAUGUGAAUUAUGGAAUAAGUGUGAAAAAGUCACAGAUUCUGUGUGUAUGAUUCUGCCAAAUACCAGCAUAUGUAAGAGAUGCACUUUGAUUUUUAGGGUUUAGAAACUACAAAAGCAAAACGUGGUAUUAUAUGACAUGGUGACACUCCUGACCACUCAUCAUUGUACCAUUUCAAGAUUUUUUGCAUAAAUAAAAGGAAUUACAUUUUUAGAGACUAAACAUUCCCACACAAUGUUGGUUCCAAAUGUAGAUGUGCUUCUGUGUUCAGUGUUACUCAGCAUGAUAACUGAGGUUUUGUGAGUCUCAACCUGCAUUAUUUUUUUUUAAAUUGGGUGUGAUUCUGCAUUGUGUAAUGGUAAUAUUUAAUGUGCUGUGAAAACAGCAAGCCAUCUUGAGGUAUAUGGAUCCAAUAUCAGAAUUCUCAGAUUUCCAACUUGAACAUUUAAGGGGUGUGUAUGACAGCGUUGAUGACAUGGUGUUCUUUGAAAAACAUUCACUGGUUGUUGAUGCUGUCAAAUACUGUUGAACUGAAAUGCAUGAACUAUCAGUAUCACUGGAUCUAUAUUUAAUGUACACAAUUUCAAUGAUUCCUGAAGUGUGCCUUUCAUUCAUUCACUUUUUGUAAUUGCAUUUGAUUGGAUGUGUUUUGGGCUCUUUUGAAAUUAAAUUCUCUUUUCUGUUUUCA
Messenger RNA from Carassius carassius (crucian carp), 1834 nucleotides. RefSeq names its product family with sequence similarity 174 member C (gene fam174c). NCBI's taxonomy places the organism in Eukaryota, Metazoa, Chordata, Actinopteri, Cypriniformes, Cyprinidae. Bases 175 to 570 code for a protein of 131 amino acids. The transcript is spliced from 3 exons. Gene Ontology annotation, cellular component: extracellular region. The record is from RefSeq and is a predicted model, not a curated record.